GUUUUCACAUGAUUUUAAAUAAUUUUAUUGACUGUUAAAUACACACAAUAUUAUUACUGUAUUAUAUUUGUUUAAUACAGUAUCUAAUGUCUAAACGCAUGCUGUCCACUCAAGUGGCCAUCUGAAAAUCUCUGAAAAAUUGUGCCAUUUUUUUUUUCAUGUCCGAAGAGCAAUAAAAGCACAAAGGAAAAAAAAAUCCUACCUAAGGUUAAUAUAAUUUACCUUAAAAGGGUUAAUACAUUGAUGGUAUGAUUGGAAAUAUCUAAGAUCUAUAAUUGAUUGAUUCCAACCCAUCAUAAAUUUAACAUUUAAAAAAAGUUAUUCAAUACUUACCCCAACUGGGGACAUAUAGGGGUAUGCGUCAAUUCAAAGUUGCACCUGCUGAGCAAAAGUAAAAAAAAAAAAGAGUGUGAAACCAGAAUGUUUACACCAAGCUGUCCUUGUGAUAACGGAGAAAGCUAAAACAUUUAAAUCAGAGACAAAGCAGUUAAACGGACCACUUCAAAUGCAGUGCUCAUCUCUGGUGUUGCGGACUGAUGUUUUAUUGCACAAAUGGAGCAGAAAGUUGUUCUCAUUACUGGAUGCUCUUCAGGGAUUGGGCUCAGUCUUGCUGUGCAUCUCGCAUCAAAUCCAUCAAAAGUCUACAAAGUUUACGCUACCAUGCGGAACCUGGACAAGAAGCAACGGCUGUUGGAGAGUGUGAGAGGACUGCAUAAAGACACUAUGGCCAUUCUACAGAUGGAUGUGACAGAUCAGCAGUCUAUACUCGAUGCCAAAAGAAAUGUUACAGAGGGCAGAAUUGACAUACUGGUUUGUAAUGCAGGUGUAGGUCUGAUGGGCCCUCUGGAAGCUCACUCGCUGGACACUAUACGUGAAAUCCUGGACAUCAAUCUGCUGGGCACACUUCGCACCAUACAGACCUUCCUACCGGACAUGAAGAGAAAGAGACAUGGACGAAUCCUUGUGACAGGCAGCAUGGGAGGACUACAAGGUUUACCAUUCAAUGAGGUCUACUGUGCGAGCAAAUUUGCAGUAGAGGGCGCUUGUGAGAGCCUGGCUAUUCUACUCCAGAACUUCAAUAUCCAUGUGAGCCUGAUUGAAUGUGGACCAGUCAACACAGACUUCCUGAUGAACCUGAAGAGGACUGAGGCCAGCGAUGAGGCGCUGGAGGUUGACGCGCACACACGCAGCCUGUAUGAUCAGUACCUGCAGCACUGCCAGUCUGUGUUCCAGAAUGAGGCUCAGGAUACUGAUGACAUCAUACAGGUAUAUCUGGAGGCAAUUGAAGCACCAACUCCAUUCCUCAGAUAUUACACUAACAGAGCCCUACUACCCAUGAGCAGCCUGAAACUCACCUCCAUGGAUGGCUCUCAGUACAUCCGGGCAAUGAGCAAACUCAUCUUCUCUGCACCUGAUCCAGAUCCAAAGAUAUGAUCCUAAUACAUCCUGUACUCAUUUUUUUAUAAAGCCCUCAACUAUAAAAAAAAAAACAGUAAAUUUACAAUUUAAAAGUUUUGAUAUAUUAAGCAUUCAAUUGAAACUGAAGUGUUUCUGCUGGCACUUUAAGCUUGAAUCACUACUCUGAAUAACGGUGAUAUGUACAACAG
Pimephales promelas (fathead minnow) is the source of this 1607-nucleotide messenger RNA. RefSeq names its product hydroxysteroid (17-beta) dehydrogenase 1 (gene hsd17b1). Gene Ontology annotation, biological process: estrogen biosynthetic process. Gene Ontology annotation, molecular function: estradiol 17-beta-dehydrogenase [NAD(P)+] activity. Gene Ontology annotation, cellular component: cytoplasm; cytosol. The record is from RefSeq and is a predicted model, not a curated record. Lineage: Eukaryota; Metazoa; Chordata; Actinopteri; Cypriniformes; Leuciscidae.